Messenger RNA from Verruconis gallopava, 3124 nucleotides. RefSeq lists its product as uncharacterized. The transcript has 3 exons. Bases 298 to 2436 code for a protein of 712 amino acids. The record is from RefSeq and is a predicted model, not a curated record. Gene Ontology annotation, biological process: transmembrane transport. NCBI's taxonomy places the organism in Eukaryota, Fungi, Ascomycota, Dothideomycetes, Venturiales, Sympoventuriaceae. Gene Ontology annotation, cellular component: membrane. Gene Ontology annotation, molecular function: transmembrane transporter activity.
ACAUAACUGAUCGCCCUAUCCGCUCUCCUUAUCGUUCCCCUCCCCCCAGCUUUGUCCCUCCGUUGCGUCUCAGAAAAAAGCUGUUGCGCCUCUGACUUUCCUGACUUUCCUAUCGCUACCACACCACCUGCUGCUCUCGCUUCGUCCUUCUCGGUCUUUCCCCUUCAACGUACUUUAAUCCAUAAUGUGUAUUCGUGCCUAAGCUAUCCAGUAGCAGACACCUAUCUUUAUUGACACCGGAAGCCCAACCAUCCCAAUUGACUACGUGACGGGCGGUACACGCUCACACCAUCCAAGAUGGACUCAAACAACGACAGACGGAGCUUUGAAACGGGACGGGAACAUAUGCCUCCGGAAUCACACAACCUGCUCGAGGAAAGAAUAAGCUUGCACCACGACAGAAUCUCAAUCGACUCGAGGGCCAAUGACCACCACCACCACCACCAUCACCAGCAGGACUUCAGUGUCCCGCCUACGCCAACUUUCCACCAAAGCCACCACAAUUCAGGCAUCUACGACUCCUCACGACAGUCGAUACGCAGCUACUCCAGCAACCACCCAUACAUGCACGUCAACCAGGAUUCGUUCUACAACACCUUGCAGGACAACAUUCGACACUAUUCGAUACAGAGCUCUUCGGUCUGGACCCAGUCUAGAUCGUCUACUCCUGUUAACGACACGAGACAUCUUAACUACAGUGCCACUUGGGGCAGUACCGCAAAUCUGAUGAAGGACGAUGUGCCAUCUCCCACGCACAAUUCGUCCUUCCGGGACCAGAUGGAGAAAAGUUCGGACGGCGGUAUCGACUCCCCACGCAGUCCGGUUGCUCCUCCUGCGCCAACUGGCCCGCCAACGGGCCCCCCGGCCAUCAAGUUCUCGAGACAACACGAGAUCCUCUUCGUGGCCAAUGUUUGCUUGGCUCAAUUGCUUUCGCUUGCUUGUUUGGCGCAGACGGUCUCACCUUUGCUGAUCAUCGCGGAUUCUCUGGGCGUCUCCCACCCGGGAGAACUGGCUUGGCUGACUGCUGCGUACAGCAUGUCCUUGGGCACCUUUAUUGUCCCGGCAGGUCGCCUCGGUGAUAUGUUCGGACACAAGAAGAUCUUCAUCCUUGGGUUUUUGUGGCUGGCCUUGUGGUCAUUCAUGUGUGGCUUCGCCUACAACUGGGGAUAUGUAGCUCUCUGCGUAGCCCGUGGCUUUCAAGGUAUCGGACCAGCUCUGCUUGUACCGAACGGCAUUGCCCUGAUUGGACGGUCAUUCCCCCCCGGUGACAAGCGUGCGCUUGUCAUCGGCAUCUUUGGCGCUUGCGGGCCUUGCGGCUUCUUGACUGGCGCAUCACUUGCUGGCAUGUUCGCUGAGGUAGUCUGGUGGCCUUGGGCUUUUUGGGCAACCGCCAUCGCAUGUCUUUUCAUCACCUUCGUCUCUUUUGUCAUAAUCCCAGAUCAGCUUGCUGUGGCGGCAGCUCCGCCAGGACAGAAGAUCCCGGGCUUCGACUGGUACGGAUGUAUCACUGGUGUGACCGGUCUUAUGCUCAUCAACUUCGCCCUCAACCAAGCGCCACUUGCCGGAUGGGGUACGCCUUACGUAUACUUCUUGCUUAUCAUCGGUGUCAUGUUCACAGUGGCGUUCUUUUUUAUCGAAAUGCAUCUGGUCAAGGAUCCUCUUCUACCGGUCCGCGGUCUCCAGCCUCAGGCUUUGCUCACCCUUGGCUGCAUUGCAGCAGGUUGGGCUUCUCACGGUAUCUGGCUCUACUACUACUUCAUGUUCCUCAUGCACGAGCGCCAUCUGUCAGGUACGCACGCCACUCUCGAGCUGAUUUGGGUCGGUCCGCUCGGCAUCAUUUUCGCGCUCUCGACCGGCAAGCUCAUCAAGCGAUUCCACGUGUCUCGUGUCAUGCUGGCAUCCAUGCUUUUCUUCUGCAUUGGCACCAUCAUCCUCACGUACGCCCCAGUGAAUCAAACGUACUGGGCACAGACGUUCUUAUCCGUUCUUAUCAUGCCGGGAGGGAUGAAUUUGAGCUUCCCAGCUGGCUGUUUGCUCCUCAGCAACGCGAUGCCGCGUGAGCAUCAAGGCAAGGCGGCUUCCCUUGUCAGCACAGUGGUCAACUACAGCAUCGCUUCUGGCCUAGGUUUCGCCGGUACCGUCGAGUCCUCGAUUAAUCGCAACGGCGGAACCCAACUCGAUGGCUACCGCGGUGCCUGGGAGCUUGGUAUCGGUUUCAGUGCAGUCGGUGUGCUUUUAUCGAUCUACUUCAUCUGGACUGCACGUGGCCAGAUCCGUCAAGCCCGUCAGGACAAGCUCGGUGCGCCCAGCAACGACGCCACGAGCGUUCACGGCCAGAAGAACAUCUUCCGCAUUUCGCAGGCCAACUUAUCCAGGCCCGCACCUUCGUGGGCGAACAGGAUCGUCUCACAAAUUUACGGCGGCAAGCCAUACUAAUCAUUGUCACUCCUUAGUAAUUUAUCUGUGUUCAGGUGCAUAUUCAAAGCGUCAUGUAGUAAAGCAUGGGAUUUUGGCGUUUUAAGAUUUGUUUCAAUGGGGACUGGAUGAAGGCCUUGGGUUUGACAGACGAACGUUUGGACAAUGCGAUGGCCACGAUCUAGUAGUUAGGCCACAGACUUGCGAGCACUGUCUAGACAUUGGGUGCUGUUUGGCGUCUUUUGGGCCUAAUGUUGGACGAGGCGUUCUGCUCCUACAAGGCUACUUCCCUGUAUGUCGCGACGGUAGUCAAAAUUCACCGACGAAUGACUUCAAUUUCUUGCGCACACCAACUGUUUGCAUUUCGCCCUUUGCGUUGACAACGCACUGCUCCAAGCGCUGUUCAGAACUAGGUAUCACCGUACGACCAAGCGCAACAUCGUAGAUUUCACCAUCUUCCCUCGCAUCUAUUCUCCGGCCCAACUGCGAGCAUUAGCGGAAAGGUCGAAAACCUUGUCUCGCCAACAGACGUUCAGUGCGUCAUCCGUGCAACCUCUUUAAUCACGAAUGGAGGUUUUUUGGUCCAAAGUUUAAGCUUUGGAUGCUUAUUUGGAGCUUGGGAUGCCAACCGCAUUACCCAGAUCUUCGCCUAGCGUUGCGUUGCCGAUCUGCAGUGGCUUGCACGGUUGCAAGACGAACAGCAUACGAC